AUGAAUGUGCUGUUCCUCUUUUUUGCACUAUGCCUGGUGUCUGUGUCCAUUGCAUCUUCACCUCAUCUAUUAUUGAGUGUGAAGAAGAAUAGAGCCUUCUUUCGCCUGAAACGAGCCAACCCUUUUGUCAGGAGGUCCAAUUUUAAUGGAUCGGCACAAAGAUGGUCCGAAAUGAUAUAUACCACAAGAGGAGGGUCAUCGUUGGGACUUACUACCAACGAGGGGGGAGUGCUGUGUGACCUACCAGAUCAGGUGGAUGAAGCUGCCAUCCAACUGCUUGUGGACGAAAUAAUCCGAGACAAAGAUACCAACAUACACCUACUUCCAGACAGCAUCGAAUCUAGACUUUACCGCAAUACUGUGAGGCUGACAUUGAAUGCGAUUUACAAUGUGCUCAAAAGUACGCAUGGAACCGAAUUCAUGCUGGGACACAAGUUCAGAUUGAGGCACUAUCCAGUAACAUUAGGGAAAACUGAAGCCUUUCGUCGGGUCGCCAAGUGCAACCAUGUCAAUGUGAAAGUCUUGGAAAAAGUGGCUGACCGGUUGCUCAAGAACAAGAAUAUUAAUCAACCUUUGAUUCCUGAUGUUUUGGAGCGUCAGAUAUACAUCAACUGCCUAAAGGUGGUCAUGCGCAUUUUGGAUAUCUUACAAGGGAGUCUGAGGAUAAAUCUUUGCGGUCAUUCGAUUGGAUUGUUCUUGGAGAAUAGUACAAUGCCGGUGUCCAUGCCUCCUGUAACUAGUAUGGAACGUGCAUCAUCGGUAAUCUCCAAAAUCACUCGAGAAGAUUUGAUACGAUACCAGCACGAGGCUGGUGUCAUGGAACCCCAUGGUGGCUGGCUAUCCUUUUUGGGCAAGGGAAAGCGUGCCAUGGUAAAUCAAGUGCACGCUACCAUGUUUGGUUUGGUGGUUCAGAUCGUCCAAGACAUGUUGGAUCAAAGUACCAUUGAACUAGUAGGAGUUGGCGAGAUUGUCAUGGAUUUGGUACCCGCCUCACACCCUGAUAUGGCGCAGACAAGACCCACAUCUCAACUACAUCAUUCAAGACUGUCAGCGAAGAAACAAUUGUCAACCUUUGUUUCUGGUAUGGGUAUCGGCGCGGUAUUGGUAGUCUUGCUGCUUAAGCUAUUGGAAUCUCCGGAUGGUACGAUCAACAUCGGUCACUGCAUACGAAACCUUCGGAAUGCAGUGUCCAACCUAUGGACAAGGCUGCGAUCGUUUAUACUUGGACUGGUGGGCAGGAAAUGA
Messenger RNA from Cylindrotheca closterium, 1245 nucleotides. The record is from the annotation of a GenBank genome assembly. NCBI's taxonomy places the organism in Eukaryota, Bacillariophyta, Bacillariophyceae, Bacillariales, Bacillariaceae.